AGCGCUAGCGCCGCCAUGCCUAGCUCCACCGGACAGCCCGACGGCGGCGGGGGCGCGCGCGGCAGCGGACCCGGGGCGCCGGUCUGCGGGGACCCUAGCCCGGGUCCCCCGCCGCCGCCGCCGCCGCCGCCGCCCCCGCCCGAGGGCGCCGAUGAGGCCGCGCCCGCCGCCCGGCCGCCGCCCGAGCCCGACGACGCGGCCGCCGCGCUGCGCCUGGCCUUGGACCAGCUCUCGGGUCUGGGGCUGGGGGGCGCGGGCAACCAGGACGAGGAGGGGGCGACCGCGGGCGGCGGAGACGGAGCGGGUGCAGCGACUGGGGGCGCAGACGGCGGGGCCGCGGCGGAGCCGGCGCCCCCCGACGGGCCUGAGACGGGGGCGCCCGGGGCGGCCGUGGCCCCCGGCCCGCUGCCGCUGCUAGAGCCGGACGUGAGCCCCCCGCCGCCGCCUCGGCCGUCGCCGCCCGACGUGUUCGCAGGCUUCGCGCCCCACCCCGCGGCGCUGGGCCCCCCGACGCUGCUGGCAGAGCAGAUGAGCGUGAUCGGCAGCCGCAAGAAGAGCGUGAACAUGACCGAGUGCGUGCCCGUGCCCAGCUCCGAGCACGUCGCCGAGAUCGUGGGUCGCCAGGGGUGCAAGAUAAAGGCUCUGCGAGCCAAGACCAAUACGUACAUCAAGACUCCUGUGCGAGGGGAGGAGCCGGUCUUUAUCGUGACCGGCCGCAAGGAGGACGUGGAGAUGGCCAAGCGUGAGAUCCUGUCGGCCGCCGAGCACUUCUCCGUGAUCCGGGCCACGCGGAGCAAGGCGGGCGGGCUGCCGGGUACCGCACAGGGCCCACCCAACCUGCCCGGACAGACCACAAUUCAGGUGCGCGUGCCCUACCGCGUGGUGGGGCUGGUGGUGGGGCCCAAGGGCGCCACCAUCAAGCGCAUCCAGCAACGGACGCAUACAUACAUCGUGACGCCUGGGCGCGACAAGGAGCCGGUGUUUGCCGUGACGGGCAUGCCCGAGAACGUGGACCGGGCGCGCGAGGAGAUAGAGGCCCAUAUCACACUGCGCACGGGGGCCUUCACCGACGCCAGCCCUGACAGCGACUUCCACUCCAACGGCACAGAUGUCUGCUUGGACCUGCUCGGGGCGGCUGCGGGCCUCUGGGCUAAAGCCCCCAACCCGGGCCGCCGGCCCCCAGCGCCCACAGCCAGCCUCCGUGGGGACACUGCGCUGGGUGCUCCGGGAGGUCCUGAGUCCUUCUACGCGGCCAGUCGUGGGGGGCCGCCGGUGCCUGUGCCGGUACCGGACGCCGGCCCCGCCAGCCCCUACGGCACCUCUGGCAAUGGGGGCUUCACCUUCGGCGGGGACGGUCCUGGGGCCCCUACGGGGCCACCCGCCCCCGAGGACUGCGACUUUGGCUUCGACUUCCUGGCGCUGGACCUGACCGUGCCCACCGCGGCCACCAUCUGGGCGCCUUUCGAGCGGGCCACCCCGCUGCCGGCCUUCGGUGGCUGCUCAGCGGUCAAUGGGGCCCCCGCCCCGCCAGCCCCGGGUGCCCGACGCAGCAGCGGGACCGGCACACCACGCCACUCGCCCACGCUGCCCGAGCCCGGUGGCCUAGGCCUGGAGCUCCCGCUGGCCCGCCGGCCUACACCGGACCCAGUGGGCGCCCUGCCCUGGAGGCCCCCACAGGGCUCCCUGACGUCCUUCUCAAGCAGCGCCAGCUUCUCCACAGCCACCUCGCUGCCCAGCAGCUCCUCGGCUUCCUCGUGCUCGGCGCUGGACUCCAGCGCCCCCGAGAGCGGCCGUAAGCCCCCAGCGGCCCCAGCGCCUGCGGCCCUGGCGCGGGAGUGCGUAGUGUGUGCUGAGGGUGAGGUGAUGGCCGCGCUGGUGCCCUGCGGCCACAACCUCUUCUGCAUGGACUGCGCCGUCCGCAUCUGCGGCAAGAGCGAGCCGGAGUGCCCGGCCUGCCGCACGCCCGCCACCCAGGCCAUUCGCGUGGAGACAACGCGGCCAAGCGGCACCUCAGUUCUUAACAAAUGACAGUAUUGAGUCGACAGGUUAAAAUAAACCAGAGAGAAAAGGCCUGCUUGCCUGCUUGCACUUUUUAUUUAAGUCACUCCCUACCCCCUAUCCCCUGCCCUCCAGCCCCCAGCGCCCCCCAGCCCCCAGCCCCCAGCCCAAGGUGAUCUUUUUAAGAAGAAGAAAAAAAACACGAUUUUUACAACUCUGUGUUGUACUUCUUUUGUAUGUAGCGGAUAUCAAUUUGACAGUGUUUGUUUUCCCAUGGUCCCAACCUCUGUAGAAACUUCCAGGAGGAGGAUGGCUCCCUUUGGGGGGAUCAUAUGGUUACCCUGUAGUAUGUAAGCCGCACGCAGGCCGGAGGGGGGUGGGGGGGAGGGGGGGAGGGGCGUCCGGAACUUUCUAACUUUUUUUUAAUUAUUAAUCCCUUUCUGCUGUGGUUUCUUUUGACAGUUUUUAAUUUUUGUUGUUGUUUUUUUUAAAAAAAAAAAAACUUUUACUUUUUACCUCUUGUGUAUAUGUAGGGAAUUUAUAGGGAAAUAUGUACUUUAUGGAAUAAAUUUUAAGACUAAAAUAUAUUUUAUUUUAAAUAAAGUAACGGACCUUUAAUCUUACACAGCUAAAUUACUGAUUAUAUAUUUGCUGAGCUGACCUAAGGGUUCAGAAAAUUGUAUCAAGAGUUUUAUUUUUUGACUUCAAAGCCUUCUUAAUAAAGUCUUUUUACUACA
Bubalus bubalis (water buffalo) is the source of this 2735-nucleotide messenger RNA. RefSeq names its product mex-3 RNA binding family member D (gene MEX3D). Gene Ontology annotation, molecular function: RNA binding. Bases 16 to 2028 code for a protein of 670 amino acids. The record is from RefSeq and is a predicted model, not a curated record. The transcript is spliced from 3 exons. NCBI's taxonomy places the organism in Eukaryota, Metazoa, Chordata, Mammalia, Artiodactyla, Bovidae.